CCCAUGACGGCGGCGGCGGCGGUGCUGAAGGAGGGCGUCCUGGAGAAGCGCAGCGGCGGCCUCCUGCAGCUCUGGAAGCGUAAGCGCUGCGUGCUCACCGAGCGCGGGCUGCAGCUCUUCGAGCCCAAGGGCGCGGGCGGCCGGCCCAAGGAGCUCAGCUUCGCGCGCAUCAAGGCCGUGGAGUGCGUGGAAAGCACCGGGCGCCACAUAUACUUCACGCUGGUGACCGAGGGUGGCGGCGAGAUCGAUUUCCGCUGCCCCCUCGAAGACCCCGGCUGGAACGCCCAGAUCACCCUGGGCCUGGUCAAGUUUAAGAACCAGCAGGCCAUCCAGACGGUGCGGGCCCGCCAGAGCCUGGGGACCGGAACCCUCGUGUCCUAAACCUCCGGGGCGCGCCCUCUGACCUGCCCUGCUUUCCAGUUUUCCACCGACUCGGUGCCCGGGGUCACAUCGGCGCCAUGGCCCUUUGGGCAUGACCACGUCCCACCCGGCGAAGCGGAGUCAUGGUCAGGUGCAGGAGGCAUUGGAGCUGAAGGGUGGAUGGCUGGGCAGGAGGGCAGAGGCCACGAAGGGCUGAGAAUGAAGAUUCAGCCCCUGGACACUCUCCGACUCUAAGGACGUCCCCGGCUCAGGGCCUUCUAGCCACAGGCCUGACUCAUGGAUCACGGCGGAGACCUGGCAUGUAAGCCCCUCCGGGGGCCCUGCCAUCCGUCCUGGCUGGUGCCGCGCCCAGAGGAGGGCAGAGCCCCGUAGGGUGCUAAGCCUCAGGACACAGGAGGCCAGCCUGGCACCCAGGGGAAGAUCACCUCCGGACUGACCUUGGUGGGGGACGCUGAUGGGUCUGAGGCCCACACUUGGGGGGGGUCUCCUGCUGCUUAGGUCCCCCUGGGACCCCCACCCCUCCAGGCCCUCUCUUUGCACACGUCUCCCCCCACCUCCUGUCCUUCUGCUCUCGCUGCCCUGCUAGGCCUGGAGGUGGUGGGGGUUUGGCCAUUACCAUUUCAUGCCUGUCCAACAAUGAAGACGCCCUGCAAAGGGCAGUGACCACA
Miniopterus natalensis is the source of this 1049-nucleotide messenger RNA. RefSeq names its product pleckstrin homology like domain family A member 3 (gene PHLDA3). Lineage: Eukaryota; Metazoa; Chordata; Mammalia; Chiroptera; Miniopteridae. Gene Ontology annotation, biological process: intrinsic apoptotic signaling pathway in response to DNA damage by p53 class mediator; positive regulation of apoptotic process; negative regulation of phosphatidylinositol 3-kinase/protein kinase B signal transduction. Gene Ontology annotation, cellular component: plasma membrane. Gene Ontology annotation, molecular function: phosphatidylinositol phosphate binding. The record is from RefSeq and is a predicted model, not a curated record.